AUGAGCAACAUAUUAGUCGGAAAGAAUGUAGCCAUCGAAUACGGUACAGGUUCUCUCAAAGGUGUUCUAAGCAGUGAGACUGUCAAUGUUGGUGGAAUUACGAUAACCAAUCAGUACUUUACAGAGGCUCUUGCUACCAAGGAGGCUGAGGAUCCACUUCUGAAAGCGCCCUUUGAUGGUAUACUGGGACUUGGAAAUCCUCAAGAUUCUGCUACAAGAACUCUUUCUGUUUGGGAGUCGAUGAUAAGGCAAGGUAAGGUUAAGAAGAAAAUAUUCUCCAUCUGGCUUGGAAGACCUUCUCUCUUUAGAGCAGGGAGGGGGGAGAUAACGUUUGGAGGUAUAAACUGA
Camelina sativa (false flax) is the source of this 348-nucleotide messenger RNA. The record is from RefSeq and is a predicted model, not a curated record. NCBI's taxonomy places the organism in Eukaryota, Viridiplantae, Streptophyta, Magnoliopsida, Brassicales, Brassicaceae.